This is a messenger RNA of Ylistrum balloti, 1998 nucleotides long. Its product is annotated as V-type proton ATPase subunit S1-like. The transcript is spliced from 9 exons. Bases 16 to 1326 code for a protein of 436 amino acids. NCBI's taxonomy places the organism in Eukaryota, Metazoa, Mollusca, Bivalvia, Pectinida, Pectinidae. Gene Ontology annotation, cellular component: proton-transporting V-type ATPase complex. The record is from RefSeq and is a predicted model, not a curated record.
UGCGAAGACCUGAAGAUGUUAGCGGUUUGUGCUAUAUUGUUCUUCGUUGGAACCUGUACUUGUACAUCUGAUGUACCUGUACUUAUAUGGUCACAAAGCAGCCCUAUGAGCCAGAUUCCACAAGUGAACCUUGGAAACACAGUCAAAGUCCAAGAAUUUUCUAACAACUACCUAACACCUCUGAGGUCCCAGAAAGAUGGAAACUUGGUUGUUUUCCUUCAGGAAAAGUUAAGUGUUGAGGAUUUUACCAAGUAUGGUGAUGUUUACAAUUCCUUCAGUGAUGGUGGAGCAUUUAAAAAUGUCAAGGCCCUUAUGGAUGAGAAUUUCUCAGUCCACCUUCCUGCUGUCAGCUCACCACUGAAUGCUCUUAACACACUGAGGAAGACUUUUGAUGGAAAAGUUCAUGAAGUCACAAGUGCAGUAGAUGUUGAUGACCUUGAUCUUGGGUCUGGAAUCAAGAACUUGAUUAUUGUAAAAUUGGCCCCAGGAAAUGGUGCUCAGUCAGAGGAAGAAUCUCUUGCAUCUAAUGAUGGUCAGAUUGGAGAUGUAGUUCGACGGCUGGACAAGAGAGAACUCAAGUACACAGCCUUGUACACAGCUAAAUCAGCUGUGCAGAAUCAGAAGCAAGCCUCUAGUGUAAAGCGCCAUCUACUGGCAGCCGAGACAUUGAAUGAUAAUAACAAUGGAACGUUCCUCAACAUGACCUGUAUGUACUUCUACAUCCGAACCAUCACUGCGUAUUUGGACAAAGGUGGUAAGAACACCACUGUACAUCUCAAUGAAACAACCAGUUUUACUGAUGAAGGUUCUACAUGUGGCAAUUCAACAGCAAUGUUGAAGUUCAAAUAUGAUGAUGGGACUGGCAUAACCCUAACAAUGACAUUAGACAUAUCGGACAAGAACUCUUCUGACUGGCAGGUGGAGACCUUUAGUGUGGAAGUAGUAGGGUCUGUAAAGAAUAUAGAUUUUACAGGGGAUGCAAACAUGAAUACGAAGAAGAUGAAUGUUGGUGCACCCAAAGAUUUCUCUUACCACUGUUCUCGUCUUUCUGUUGUCAAUGCCACGGCAGACAAUACAACUACUGUAAACGUCAGCCUCGUUCUGGAUGGCUUUCAGUUGCAACCUUUCAACAUCAUAAAUAACCAGUUUUCGGAUGGGUGGGACUGCGUACCAUUCUUUACUGAGGGGAUCUGGAUGGGUCUCCUCUCUGUCCUUCUCCUUACACUCAUCCUGUUGUAUGGCUUCAGCAUGCUGGCUGACAUCAGGACUAUGGACAAAUUUGAUGAUUCCAAGGGCAAGACCAUCACUGUCAAUGUAUCAGAAUAAAAAAUACUUAUCGCUGAUUUCUCAGUUCUACAGUUCAGUACAUUCCACUCAAGUUAAUUAAUGUCACUGUUGGUUGAUAUCAUGCAUUAUAGUAAUACUUACAAUAAUUCUUCUUUGUUAUUAUGGUAUUUCAAUUCCACUUUGAACAACAAAAACAAAAAAAUCAUGUAAAUGAGAACUUAUGGAUUAUUAUGACCCUGUGGACAUACUUGGUCACUUUUGGCUAAUGAGAUCUAAAUCAGGGUCAACUUUUAUUGAAGUGGUAGUGGUGUUUUGGAGUUCCUGAGGAUAUGGAGGAUCUUACAUGAGUGUCCAUAUAACACAGAAUCUUUUAAACACGUUCAGUGAUUUGUUGUUAUGAACCUUCAGACACGAGUAAGAUUCUAUUUAUCAUAUAACCUGUAUUUCUGGAAAAUCAGCAAAAACUCCCAAAUUGAUUUCUUAAUAAGACAGACUUGUUUGAUGAUAAUAGUAUUUUUUCACUACUAAAUUGAUGACAUGGCACAACAGGCUUGUAAUGUGAUAAAACUUUUUCCAUCAAAGAUUAAACUUAAAUUUUCAUCAUCUUACAAUUUCAAGAGAUGUUCAUCUUGAUGUAAGCUUCAAAACAAUUGUCUCUGUGAACAAAAUCAUUGAAUUUGAAACAAUAAAGAAUGACUUUUAUACAGCAAA